Molecule: messenger RNA, 2191 nt
Organism: Tigriopus californicus
Lineage: Eukaryota; Metazoa; Arthropoda; Copepoda; Harpacticoida; Harpacticidae
Exons: 2
Coding region: 831-1727 (298 amino acids)
Source: RefSeq, a predicted model, not a curated record
GUACAAUACUGUGAAACACACAAUGAACACUUGUCCCUGCCCGCAGAUUGAAUGGGCAGGGAAAUUAAGUCUUUAUUUCCCUAUUCGUUGGACGAUAUUUUGCGGUGAACUGGACUUCCUUCCACCCCUUUUGCGCCAUCUCUGGGUCCGAUUUAAGAAUCUAACACUGACAUUCAUAGAUGUCUGGUAGGUUGCCAUGUUUUCAAACGAGUUACACUUGACAUUUACUCUGGAGAACGUUUUUCGUGUGAAAUACAUUUCCAUCUGAACCUUUACUCAAUCUAUGUAUUAUGUAUCAUGCGCAACAGGUUUGAUGAUAUUGGUUCUUAUCUAUAUGGCAUUCAGCUAACAAAUGGAAUGAUCUUUCCUGUCAAAAGCAUCUAUGAAUCUCGGUGUCAAGUUUCCAAAUUUACCUCCAUAUGGAUCUAUGAAAGUUGCGGGUAUGUGGAUGAAGGCCUGCGCUUCGAGCCUUGCAUCUCUGGAGGAGGCCUCGUGCAAGGAGAAGUCAGUCAAAAAAAAUGAAUCAUAUUGAUUUGAAUUGACUAAUAAACAGAAAGAAAAUUGUUUAUUGUGCCAUCAUUUCCAGGUUUCAAUACAAAAAUUAAAGCAGAGUUGAGUCGAAAUAUUUGAAUGUCAAAGCGGAAGGACCAAGUGCCCUCUAGAAUGGUCCUUUGGAGUCUAAUUUCGAGGAAUAUUAGAACAAGACUUUAUGAUCCCCUACGCUCUCCUGCUCACGGUUAAAUUGAGAACCACGCUCUUCCAAGCACUUUCUCGUUCAAAAAAACACGAGUAGCAACAAGUUACAGCAGUCUCUUCUAUUUCAAAAGUCAAUGCUCAACGCUUUGUUCCGAUUCAGUCGAGGCUUUCCCCUCAUUUCCCCUCAAAGGACCAGAAUGAACAAUUCAAGUUUCUUCCAGUAUUCGAGUAAUGCUGCUUUCAGCGUAGCAUCUUGGUUCGUGGUUUUGAUUUUCGGUAUGCCAAUGACUUACGUCUUUGUCCUGUAUGAACAAUACGGACAUGACCUUCAGCGCACAGUGAUCAAUCAAAUAUAUUCUUUCGGCAUUCAAUCCAUGGUCGCUUAUUUCUUUAUCGUGACCACACCUCGAUUGCUUUUACCCCUUUUUGGGCCUUAUUCCGAGACCACGUGUUCCCUCAUCACUCUAGGCAACAUAUUCUUCAACAUCAACGCGGGAAAUGUAGUGAUUGUGUUUACCUUUGUCAAGUAUUUAUUCACCUGUUACUACAAGCGAGUUGGUGCAUUCGAUGAGGAAUUUGCAGUAGUGUUCUUCAAAUCGUGGAUAUUGGGGAUUUCUGGCUAUAUUGGAACAUUGAUCUACUUCAGCUAUGGGACAUAUGAUGUGUGGUUCGUCAUUUGCGCCAAAAAAUCCCUUCAAGAUUUGACAUGGUUGCCCAAAAUUUACCGAGGUCCAAUUCGCGUCGAGCUUCUCUACGCCUUCAUGGUGAAUGUAGUGGUAACCACCCUCAUGAUUCCAAUCGCGCGUGCCAAGAACCGGUUCCAAGUCCAAAUGGAAACCUCAGUUCCAUCCCAAUUUAUGCCGCCAAAGAAGAUAUAUCCUACUAUGGUAAACUUGGGAUUACUAAUAUUGAAUUUGAUUGGGACUACUUUUACUGCUGGACCAGGGAUAUAUCUUAUGGUCAUUGAUGAGCUGCCGAACUUCACGUGGACAUUCAGCCUUUUUGUGACUUUCGCCACAGUAGCACCCUGAUUCAUGAUGUUCCUUGUAUUACCAGAUGUAGGGUACAUGCAAAACAAAGAUGUGCAAAAAUUUGUACAGAGGAAAAUAUCCAUGUUGCGCCCACAAUGACAUUGGAUUGACUUGAUAUUAUCAUCCUUAGAUGUAAAUAAGCCAUGCGAUUGAAAUUCUAGGUUUGGGGGUGCCAUUUUGAUCAAGGUCAAUGGUUCAUUACGAGGUCCAACUCUAAAUCAACAAUCCAUUUCUUUUAAACAUGACAUAAACAUCAACGUAAGUCUUCCAAGUGGCAAUAUCUUCACACUUUUGUCAAAAGCCUUAUCAAGCAUUCAACCAUUUAAAUUAUAUUCAGGUGAUUGGUCCAUCUCCUUCCAUAACUUGAGAUCUUAAUUCAUUGAUUCCCUUUUCAUUUGCUUCGUGGGUAUUGAACGUAUGCUAGUCAUUUACGUCGUGAUAUCACUACUCUAAUUAUCUACUUG